CGGGCGGAUGGGAACAAACUUCAGAACGAGGAGAGACAGCAGGGCCCAGGGCACCGUCGCGGGCGGGCAGACCCAGGCAGUGAGGGCCUGUGGCCUGCCGGCCAGGGCAGCGGCGUGGCGGCGGGCGCGGCGGGGACCUGCGCGAGGACGCCCUGAGCCCUCGGCGGGCUGCGAGCGACUCCCCGGCGAUGCCGCACAACUCCAUCAGAUCCGGCCAUGGAGGGCUGAACCAGCUGGGAGGGGCCUUUGUGAACGGCAGACCUCUGCCUGAAGUGGUACGUCAACGCAUCGUGGACCUUGCCCACCAGGGCGUGAGGCCCUGUGACAUCUCCCGCCAGCUCCGAGUCAGCCAUGGCUGUGUCAGCAAGAUCCUUGGCAGUAGGUACUACGAGACUGGAAGCAUCCGGCCUGGAGUGAUAGGGGGCUCUAAGCCUAAGGUGGCCACCCCCAAGGUGGUGGAGAAGAUUGGAGACUACAAACGGCAGAACCCUACCAUGUUUGCCUGGGAGAUCCGAGACCGGCUCCUGGCUGAGGGUGUCUGUGACAACGACACUGUGCCCAGUGUCAGCUCUAUCAACAGAAUCAUCCGGACCAAAGUGCAGCAACCGUUCAACCUCCCCAUGGACAGCUGUGUGGCCACCAAGUCCCUGAGCCCAGGACACACGCUGAUCCCCAGUUCAGCUGUCACGCCCCCGGAGUCACCCCAGUCAGACUCCCUGGGAUCCACCUACUCCAUCAACGGGCUCCUGGGGAUUGCUCAGCCUGGCAGCGACAGCAAGAGGAAGAUGGAUGACAGUGACCAGGACAGCUGCCGGCUGAGCAUCGACUCCCAGAGCAGCAGCAGCGGGCCCCGCAAGCACCUUCGCACGGACGCCUUCAGCCAACACCACCUUGAGCCACUCGAGUGCCCAUUCGAGCGGCAGCACUACCCGGAGGCCUAUGCCUCCCCCAGCCACACCAAAGGCGAGCAGGGCCUCUACCCGCUGCCCCUGCUCAACAGCGCCGCCCUGGACGACGGCAAGGCCACCCUGACCCCUUCCAAUACACCCCUGGGGCGCAACCUCUCGACUCACCAGACCUACCCCGUGGUGGCAGAUCCUCAUUCACCCUUCGCCAUAAAGCAGGAAACCCCCGAGGUGUCCAGUUCUAGCUCCACCCCUUCCUCUUUAUCUAGCUCCGCCUUUUUGGAUCUGCAGCAAGUCGGCGGCGCCGGGGUCCCAGCCGGUGCCUCGGUCCCGCCCUUCAAUGCCUUUCCCCAUGCUGCCUCCGUGUACGGGCAGUUCACGGGCCAGGCCCUCCUCUCAGGGAGAGAGAUGGUGGGACCCACACUGCCCGGAUACCCACCCCACAUCCCCACCAGUGGACAGGGCAGCUAUGCCUCUUCUGCCAUCGCAGGCAUGGUGGCAGGAAGCGAAUACUCUGGCAAUGCCUACGGCCACACCCCCUACUCCUCCUACGGCGAGGCCUGGCGUUUCCCCAACUCCAGCUUGCUGAGUUCCCCAUAUUAUUACAGUUCCACAUCAAGGCCAAGUGCGCCACCCACCACCGCCACGGCCUUUGACCAUCUGUAGUUGCUAUGGGGACAGUGGGAGCAACUGAGCAACAGGAGGACUUGGCCUGGGACAGGCCCCAGAGAGUCACACAAAGGAAUCUUUAUUUAUUACAUGAAAAAUAACCACAAGUCCAGCAUUGCGGCUCACUCCCUGUGUGGUUGAUUUAAUGAACCAUGAAAGACAGGAUGACUUUGGAGAAGGCCAAACUGUCCUCUAAAACUCCUUAAUGAGGGGCAGGAGUCCCAGGGAGAGAGAACUGUCCCAUUCCAAAAGAUACAAAAUUGGAGGAGAAAUAUGGAGAGAAGAGGGAACAGCCGAGGAGCUUGCGAGGGAUGACACUUGGGCGCCUGAUGGGCUUCAGGCCACACAGAGGCACCCAUGGCUCUACCAUCAACUCGCUCUUGCAGGCGCGGGCUGUGAGCACGCCUGUCCAGCCCACACACCGCAGCCGGGCACCAGGACUGUCCCUCACAGCCUCACGGAGAGUCCCGUCUGGCUGCCCCACAGCUGAGACUCCUGCUGUCCACCUCCUCCACCCAGCUUGCUUGGCUUUUCUGCACCUCUCUCUUGGCCAGGGCUAAGGGCUGGGUGGAGUGGAAGCCAGAAGCUCCACCUGGUGGUCAUCGGGCCUUCCUUUUGCCUGCUGCUGAGAAUGUGUGAGCACACCCCAGGUUCUCCUCCUGUGGAUCAUUCCUUCGCAGCCAGACCAACUGACGACAGCUUGACAGACAUUCCCAAGGGCCCCUGCGGCUCCUGGGGAGUGAGCUCCAGCCCUGCCCCCGGGCAGGGCAAGGCAGUAUUGCUGGGGACUCACUUCCCUCCCUCGACAGCCCCUGCCAAGCCAGGUAUGCGGCCUGCAGCCCCAGCCCACAGCAACCGAAGAGUCCCUGUGGCAACCCCCUGAAGCCAGCAUGGAGGUGCCCUCUCCGGCCCCCCGCAGCCCUUGCCCCCAAAGCCUGACUGUAAAUACUGUAAAUGAAGCUCUGUUUGGGUCAAGCUUCCCUCUUUCCACCCCCAGACUUUGGCCUCUCAGUGAAUUGUCUCCCUGCCAUGUUGGGCUUCUCUCCUUGAUGCUUCUUCCUUUUUUUUAAAGACAACCCACCAUUACCACAUAACUCAAUAAACCAUUACUCUUCGUCUCAGGCUUUGCAGUCAGCUGGGGAAGGAAGCACCCUGGGUCUGGGCUUUCUCCAGAGAACCUCAGAGCCCAGUGGCCCAUGAGUUCACUUUGGGGGGUGGAGAGUUGAAGGGCCGUCUGCUGCCCAGGAGCCCUGACUUAGCAUACUCUCUCUCCGUCUGUUAAUAGCCACUUAUCCUAAGCUUUGAUUUCCACUGUGAAUGAAUGCAAGGAUAAAAUGAGCGCAUGGCACGGUGCCGGGCCAAUCAGAGACUCCCCACAAGUAGUUGCUCUUGUUAUUCACAGGAAGCCAGAGAAUCAGCGGGGAGGAUUGGUGAAGGUUCUGGGAACACUAUACUCUGGAGCCCACAUACCAGCUCCCUUGUCCCCUGUGCUGUGAGAGGGGGAGGGGAGGAGACACUUCCUGGGCUCUACUGUGUGCCAGGCUCAGUGUGAAGGGCCUCGCAUAAAUUAAGGUGCGAUUAACCCCAUUUUACAUUUGAGGAAACUGAGGCUCAGACAGAAUGAAACAACUUGCCCAAGGUGGGGGAAGUGCUGGAUUCAAUCAAGUCCUCUUGGAAAGACUGAGCAAGAGGCCAGGAAGGGCCAAGGGAACCUGCAGGGACUUCAGAUGAUCCCUGUGUAAGAAAUUCUGGAGAACAGGGGUCACAUAAAAUGGUGGCCACAAGGGCUCUGCCCCCAUCAGGGCACUUGGCCUGUUGGCACCCCACUCCCCCCACCCUGCGUGGGGUGCAGUGGGAACAAGGGACGGGUCUCUGGAGCAGGGCACCCAGAUGAAUGCUAACAGCAGGGCAGAUGACUGAGAUGGAGUCAGAUGAAGAGAGGACUCCUCACCCACCGGGCAUUCCCUGGUGUCUAGGGAGGGCUGAGGAGGAGAGAUAGGGCUUUUACCCCACCCCUGGUCCUCUCUAAAGAGAGGCCAGGGAUGCUCACUGACCAUGGCACGAGAGUAGAGCCUUGAGACCAUCCCACAGAGAAAACCUGUCUCUUCUCUUCCAAGGGGAUCUAAGAUGAGCCUCAUUUUCCAGUAAUAGCACUUCCUUCCAGCUACAAGCAUGGGAGCAGGACUGAAUCCCAUCGUAUCUGAAACUCCUUGUCAUCCAAACUCUCAGUCCCCGAAUGCCCUAAGAUAGCCCCCAACCUGGUUUGGGAGCAACAAUAACUCCCCCCCCCCCCCUGCCCGCACCCAACCAUUCAAGAUCACUUUGAGAGGCAUGGUGCCCCAGGGAGCCUGCAGAGCGAUUUUUCAUUUGCAGCGAAAACCCUCUCUGGGAACACUUGGUGCCCUUGCCAGGCCUUCUCCACAGGGACUGUGCUUUUGCCCAGGGUGACCAUGGUUCAAGACUCCCCUUCCUUUCUCUGAGGUGGAGUGAGCAUCCCAGGGCACUCUGCUUAAAGUAGGUGUUGGUAUGUGGUGUGGGCCGAGGGCAGUGUGUCCUGGCCGGUGCCUAUCCAGACAUUCAAUCCACGGUCAAACCAUGGUCCACCUUUGGGGUUCGGAAAAUACAGUCCUCUAUGUGUUGGGGAAAAGCAAUGAUUUGAAGUGCCCCAGCAUCGGGGGCGCUGUUGAGAGCAGUUGGGGAGGCAUAGGCAGGGCUCAGCAAAGGGCUAUGAGGAGAGUAGGGAGAUGUGUUGGAAUGUGGGAGGCACCUGUGGGGAGCUGCGUGACAGGUGGUUGGUUUACCUUGUGGCAAAGUCUCUGUGAAGGCUUGUGGGAGCAGAGCAUGUGGGGAGGAGAAUUUGGGACGAGGCAUGCACAGGCCUGUGCAUCCCAAGGCCCAGCCUCACCUACCCUGCAGAGCCACUGGAGUAAUCCCCAUCACAGCCUGUGUGGAGAGGCCUCCUCAGCUUUCCAGGCAGCAAUCCCUGCUCCUGCUCCAGCAUCUUCACCCAUCCCCUUCAGUGACCCCCGUCCUCCAUCUCCCACCCCUCCUAGCUCGGCCAGGCCAGCCUAGGGUCCCGGUAGCUCACAGAGUCUGAGCCGGCCAGGCAGCCCCUGUAGGUGACUCAAACCACGGGGGCCACAAGGUGGAGUAGAAUCCAUCUUUCUAAGGUGGGCCAGAGCUGUUGUGACCACCUGGCCCCUACCGCACAGCCUGCAGGGGUGGAGAUGGGGAAGCGGGAGUCCUGCCUCCAAGGUCAACCCUGGGCUGGUUCCAACCUCCCCACCCCCUACCUUCUCCAAUAUUCUUGCUGUGAGCUGUUACUAAAGAGAGUGUAUGUUCAAUGGGGGCACACACUCCACCCUGGCGACAAGCACAGACAAGAGGAGUUAGCAGCCACAGUCUACAGAUAGAAAUAGGAGACCAGGGAAGUUGAGGUGCUUACUAGGGUGGCCCUUCUGCUUGCCCUCCCCAUCUGCCUGCUUCCUUCCUCAAAUGCACACACCUUUUCAGGUGUGUACACACCUCGGUCCUCAUUAGGCAAUUCCUGAUGUCCUUUUCCUUUGGGGUGGGAGCAAAGGAUAGGCCCAGAGACUUCCAAGCCCCUUGUCAGUGGGAAUGAGCUUCAGGUACAGAGGGAAGCCAGUGGGGAUUGGGGCUCCUUCACUCCUUACUUUACUGCCCCCCCUUCUUCCCUCAUCCUUAGAAGAUGUACUAACCUUCACAUGGACUUAGUUUCUAGUUAUAAAGCUCAUUCACAUCAAUUUUUGUCGGUGAUUCUGAACAUCGGCCCCAUUUUGCACUUGGAGAAACUGAGAACAAAAGAUCACCUGACUUUCUCAAGGUCAUUCAGAGGAGCAGGGACCACAGCCCCACCCCUAAUCCAAGGCCAGCUCUGCAUCCUAAUCUAAAGCCUGGAUACCUGGGUGUGGCCAGGCCUCCGCAGAGACCUCAGGCAGCUUUGACUGUGUAGGGAGGAGCAGAAGGUCAGCGACCGACCGCCUAGGGCAUGGCUAUGCACUCCCAGAUGGAAGUCAGGCUACAGGUGGAGAAGGCAUGCAGGGCCAGGUUGAUCCUGCUCCCCCUCUGUCCCUGGGCCUGAGUUUCUCCUCAGGCCAUCCCUUGGCAGCUGUCCUCCUACCUUUAGGGUCACAAAGCAUUUCCACCUGUAAGGGAUCUGAUUGUUCUCUGCCAGCGCUCAGGCUUACGUGUCACGCUCCACAGGGUGACCAGGGUGCCCCAGGGUGGCUGUGAUUCUGGUGGAGAACCCUGUGUCCCCCCCACCUCUCUCACCUCUUUGUCCUGACACUUGCCAUCUCUUAGCCUCUGUCCUGUCCCUCCUCCGUGGGGUCCAAAGCAAUCGUUCCUUUGCCCACCCCCACCCCUACCCCUUUGGUGUCUGCAAAGUUGUGGACACGUGAGAGGCGGCCCUGCGUCCUGCUCCACCAAUGCCAGAAUGCUUUCCUCCUCUCUCCAUCGCCUCAUCUUUUGGCUCCUUGUUCUUUUCAUGACCUUCUUCCAUUCCUCUUCUGUUCCUCUUGCUCUUUGGGGCACUCGGGGACAUCGGCACAGAGGCCCUGUCUCCCAAAGGCCCAUAUACCUGCCCGCUGCCCCCCAGCUCCUGCAGGUGCACCACCCCCCUGAAGCCCCACCGCCACAUGUCGGGGACCCUGGGGGACAGGAACCCAGGGACGCAGGCAAGGCGAGUCCCCUCCUGGUCAGCAUCCUCGGCCGCCGGCAGGCACCCUUUCUCCUGCUCCGGAGGAGAAGCAGCAGCAGAGGGCCGCGGAGAGGCUGCCCAGGGAUUUGGGGCGGGACCGGGCCGGGCGGCAGGGAAGCAGGGGCUCCGGCGAGGGGAGAAGGGAGGCCGGGCCCAGCUCCCCCGCAGCUGCGCCUGGUGGCAGCUGGCCAGGCUGUGGAGUGAAGCGCUGCCUGCGGCUCUCGCAGGGAAAUGUGAUUUCCCCUUGAGUGAAGCGGACUGUGCAGUGUGGAAAUUGGCUCUUUUCUGAGCGAGCGCGGCUGUUGUGGAGUCGGGGCGGGCUGGGGCCCGCGGGAGGCCGCGCUGGCCCCUGGAGUGAGCCGGGAGCAGCCAUGUGCUGAGAACUCAUUAGGGAUAAAUCAAACCAGUACCAGCAUGAAGCCAACACCCGCCCCCCACCCCUCCCCCUCCCCCUCCCGCCGAGACCCCCACUCCCUCCUCCUCCUCCUCCGCGGCCCGGGCACCCUCCCCCAGCCGGGGAGCCGAGCCCACUGCACACGGACCGUCACGCGCAGCACAGGGGGGUGCAGCC
Messenger RNA from Nyctereutes procyonoides (raccoon dog), 6865 nucleotides. RefSeq names its product paired box 8 (gene PAX8). Gene Ontology annotation, biological process: anatomical structure development; regulation of transcription by RNA polymerase II. Gene Ontology annotation, molecular function: RNA polymerase II cis-regulatory region sequence-specific DNA binding; DNA-binding transcription factor activity, RNA polymerase II-specific. The record is from RefSeq and is a predicted model, not a curated record. Bases 189 to 1571 code for a protein of 460 amino acids. The transcript has 12 exons. Lineage: Eukaryota; Metazoa; Chordata; Mammalia; Carnivora; Canidae.